AUGGGGAAGUGCCUCAGUAACGUGUUUCGCUUUAGAUCAAGGAGAUCAAAGAAGCAACAGUGUCAAGACCAAGAGAUCGAGCUGGCGAUAGCUCCUAGGUCACCAACCCCGACAGCCUCUCUUGUCUCUGAGCCAACCUACACUCAAACCCAGGCGGCCGAGCAGAGCUUGGAAGACUGUCUGCCACCUCAGAACGAACGCAGUGUCUGGCAAGACGAGCAUGACCGCAGCUGCUUCAUCUUGGAAGCUCUGAUCUUUAUCUCUGGCAACGGCACUUUCAACCUCGAGGACAAAAGCAUCGCCCUGCGGUACUCAAAGAGCAAUGAUAAGUGGCGCGCACGGCUGGUCACCAUCUUCAAUGGAGAGGUCUUUGGCCCCCAGCUCGAAAGCGAUAUCCCCCGACCAAGCCAAAGAGAAGCUUUCCUGGAUCUCAAAGAUGAAGUUCGCAACAGGUUCAAGAGGCUUAUAAACACCUACCUUCCAGAAGCCGAUCCGAGCGAUUUGGUGCAGCGCUUGGAACUUCUCAGGGGUGAACGAAGGCGCGAGGAUAAUAUUUUCCAGAAAGUCAAGCCCUCACGCACUUCGACUCUGCCAUCACCAUCACCACCAGCAGCAGUAUUGACUUCUAAAUGGGACAGGCUGGUGAAGACGUUUCGUGGCAACACCAAGCCGCUUGGUGCGGGUCGAGUCAAAUGUCUCGAGGCUGCAACCCCCUCAGUUUCCGACGCGUCGUUGCCAUCACCCACGACUGCCGGAAACGUGAUCGGAGAAUAUCAAAGCAAGCCUAGUCUGAAGGCACUGUCGAAGCGACCUGUCAGGGACCACGGCCCUUCCUCAAAGACGGCGACAAACCAAGAUUUGAGCGCAGAGCAGCAACAGCAGAUGAUCCGAGCACGCAGCACGCAGUAUUGUCAAGAUCUUCUAAAGGAGAAGGCCCGCAUAUGGCAGAACAUGCUCUCGGAGUGUAAAGAAGGAACGUGUACCCAUCAGGAACCCCCCGAGGAGAUCCUUUACGAGACUAUCCAGCGAAGGCAACAGUGCAUCGCACUAAGCAUGAACAAUUAUGAUGCAGGUUGGUUGCUAUCACUCCCUAUAAGCCAUAUAUAUUAUUGGAGGAGAUUUCCGGACAUCAAACCGCCACGAGAACCAUACCAGUUGGCACCAACCCCGCUGAUACCCAAGAAGGAUUCGAUUCCGCGACGUCCUAACACACGGCUGCCGUCGCCUCGACGUCGACGUCGACCUUGUAGGGUGCAUACCGAAAUGAGUGGGCUGAUGUCGGUUCCGGAUCAGGGGCUUAGCCCGCAAAGCCAGACGUUUUAUCAGACGACGCCGCAGCCCGUCAACAUGGGCGGACAGAUCUUCCCCUCACCAGUCCAGGGCAACAUGGGCGGGAGGACGCCGUUUCACGACUCUACCUAUGACCCGCAGGCUGGCAGGAACCGAGCGUUCCAAAAAGCCACGCCACAGCCUGUCAUGACGCAGGAACGUACCUUCGCCCCUGAGCCUCCACCAGUUCAGACUCACAUGAGCAGCCGGACGUCGUUCCCGGACCUUGGUGGUGACCUGUACGAGGACAUUAGCCCAAUGACCAAGCCCGAGAGGCCACGAUCUGUAGCCGUGAAGCAAAAGACCUGUUCACCUCAGCGUGUUAUAAAGAGGGUAUCGUUUCCGGACCUUGAAGAUGACCCGCAAGUGGGCAGUAGUAAAACUUUCCAGCGAGAGAAGCCACAGUCCGCCGUGGAUGGACAAGAAUUUUCACCUGAGCUCCCCAAAGUCCAGAAAUAUGUGGGGAAGACGGUAUCGUUCCCCGAUCUUGACAGCGAGUCGCAACGGACGUCUGAAUCAGAGGAGCCACAGUCCACCGCCAAGAAGGGACAGGAAUCUUCACCUAAGCCCCCUAGAAUCGACAAACCUGUGGUUAAGAGGGUUUCGAUUCAGGAUUCUGACUGUGAGUCGCAGUCGGGUAGCCGGACGUCCCAAUCGGGGAGUUCACAGUCCGCCAGAGAACAUCUUUCAGAAGAACGAUCGCCGCCCAGCAAGAAGUUACUAGAGCCUACUGAGGGAGAACUGACCCUUUUUCCUGAUCUAGAGGACGACGAGCCAGAGGUGGAGAGUGGUACCGCAUCAAAGCGGCAGACCAUCGACAACAAAACUCCUUCAAAACCCGACUUGCCCGAGAUCCCGCAAGUGGAAAGCAAGAGCAAGAGUGACGUCGGCCCAAACGUGGAGAGAAGCGAAGCAUUACGUCUGAGUAGGAGGCGCUAUAAAUGUCGUUCCAAGCCCAACUUGUCUCGGAAUCAGCAGGCGGAAAGCAGCAGCAAGGAGGCCAUUGAUCCCCAGGUGGAGAGCAGCAAAGCGGCAGCUCAACGGGCUGCCGAUGUCAGUACUCCUCCCAGUCCCGUCCUAUCGCAGCUUCUGCAGGCACGCAGCAGUAGGGGCGCUGUAGGGCAAGGACCGACACCUCACUGCGGCACGAACACAAACAAACCUUCUUGCCUUAAGCUUUCCAAGGCACCAAUGGUUGAAGAGAACGUACAGCGACCACAGACGACUCGCCAGGCUAGCAUAGCCUCACGCUCGCAUCCCCUCCCUCAGGAUCACAUGGCGGCAGACGUCCCAUGGAUAAAGCAGCCGCAGAUGGUUCAUCAGCCCAGUAUGACGAGCCUCCCUCAAGACUCGGUAAUGGGAGGUUUCGAGAUGGCCCAACAAUUGCAUCGGGAAUUCCUACACCAACAACAAAUGCAUCACUUUCAGCAACAGCAGUAUUUUUUCAAGCAGUCCCAGCACUUGGCAUCCACGCAGCCACAGAUGGAGUACCCUCAACAACCGCAGACACAAUACAUGCAACAACCACAGUCGCAGUACAUGCAACAACCGCAGUCGCAGUACGUUGCACAGCCACGGCCAUACAUCCAGCCCCAGCAGCAACAAUACAUCGAGCCCCAGCAGCAGCACCAGGACCAACCCCAACUCCAGGGAUACACCCGACAACCCGGGCAAGGCUACUACGAACCAGUACACUACUACAUCAAAGAAGCCCGAAAACCCGGCAUGCUGAUCCAACCCCCCAACAUGGCACACACCCCUUCCCACCAAGUGCCACCAAAACGCCGCCCCCUCCCAGGAGACCGCGACUGGGUCCGAUCUUUACGACCUGCCAAAUCGUUCAACGAGGAGGCUUUACGGUAUCGCGAGGCGCAGAAUUGGGCGAGCCAUUAUGAUAAGCUGAAUCAGAUGUUCGAUUCGAAGUACUAUACUGCUGGGGAUUUGGGGAAGAUUCGGACGGCAUUUCGGCCGAGUUGGUAUUAG
Molecule: messenger RNA, 3312 nt
Organism: Zasmidium cellare ATCC 36951
Lineage: Eukaryota; Fungi; Ascomycota; Dothideomycetes; Mycosphaerellales; Mycosphaerellaceae
Exons: 2
Coding region: 1-3312 (1103 amino acids)
Source: RefSeq, a predicted model, not a curated record